Molecule: messenger RNA, 273 nt
Organism: Colletotrichum chrysophilum
Lineage: Eukaryota; Fungi; Ascomycota; Sordariomycetes; Glomerellales; Glomerellaceae
Exons: 2
Coding region: 1-273 (90 amino acids)
Source: RefSeq, a predicted model, not a curated record
AUGGCUUGCUCCUCGUCCUGCCUUACAUGCGUCACCCGAAGUUGUCAAGGUGGUUGUUGGAAGCUCGGCGAUGACCUCCCCGCUGGGCUUUCUCCAGGCAACGCCGUGAGGGAUGAACCCCUGCGCAAGAAUGUCCGAAAGAACUUCAGCUCUGUCGAGCUGUUCUACUGCCUCUGGGCCGUAGUGAGUUGCUCUAGGUUGGUUGUCGAGUUCGUUGCCGGCGUCGACGAGCUGUACCUCCAGACCGGCUUUGGCGAGGAGGAGGGCCAGUAA